UAAAAAAGGAGGAGGGACAUUUACGUCAAUUGAGAUUGUCAUCAGACCCUUUUUGAAAGCAAAAAGAUAGCGGUAAUGCGUUUCAGAGAUCUCUUUCCUCUGUUUGAAUUAACUAUAUAGAUUCCAUUACAGCGAAGCUUCUAAUUGUGGGUUCUCCUGUAACAGCACAUUUUGUUUUCUUAUAUUUCGAUCUGGUUCUUAUUCUGGUAGACUAGUUUAUGCAGUAUCUAGAGCUUACAGCUAGAUGUGGAGGUUUAACAGCUACCACAGAGCCCUGUACUUGCUUUCGGAAUAUUCUCUGUGUUUCAGAAAUGGUGGGGAAGACAAUACCUUACUUGCUUCUGACCGUUUUAGACUAACCCAGAAAAGAAGCAGACUUUGAGGAAAGAGGAGUGUGUUGGGUACUUGUUAUAGACUAUUUCUUUGAGAUCUGAAACUCUAGGACUGUGAAAGUCUGAAAGAUGUUCAGGACAUGGAGCAAGAAGAAGAAGAUAAAGGCCAUAUUCCAAUUGCAGUUUCAGGCAACAGAGGUGCCAAAGUUGAAGAAGGCUGCGUUGAUGAUCUCUCUGGUGCCAGACGACGUGGGGAAGCCGACGGUGAAAUUGCCGAAGACUAAGGUUGAGGAUGGGACCUGUACAUGGGAAAAUCCAGUUUAUGAAUCAGUGAAGCUCGUGGAGGAAUCGAAAUCAGGGAAACUGAAAGAGAAGAUUUACCACUUCAUUGUUUCCACUGGAACUUCGAAAUCUGGUUAUCUAGGAGAAGCUUCAAUUGAUUUUGCAGAUUUUGUGGCAGAAGCUGAACCCUUAACUGUCACUCUGCCACUUAAAUUUGCGAAUUCUGGUGUAGUUUUACAUGUGACGAUUCUCAGGGUGCAGGAAGAUGGUGAUUAUAGAGAAACUGAAGACAUUGAGGAUCCUAGUCUUUCACGCCAUAGCAGUGUGGACAUCCAGAACAGCAAUUGGGAUACAGAUGGAAGCAACCACCUAAGUUAUACUGAAAAUGGAGCUUUUGAUAGAAGAAGCAAUGGCGCCAGUUCGGUAUCACCCCACGAAAAAGACUCCAUGCCUCGAAACGGAAAGAGUGGUACCACUGCAGCAACAAAAUUAACCUUGGAUUGGUCGUCAGAUGAAAGCUCAUUUGACUCACCAACUAGAGUUGAAGACAAGCCUCCAACGAAAAGAAUGAAAGAUGUUUCAGGUGAUCCCAUUGAGAACCUAAGAAAGGAAAAUGCAAUGCUGUUGAGGCAGGCAGACAUAUCAGAACUGGAAGUACAGUCUCUCCGAAAGCAAGUGGCAAAAGAGAGCAGCCAGGGACAAAAUCUUUCAAGACAGAUAAUUAGCCUUAAAGAGGAGAGAGACGCGCUCAAAUUAGAAUGUCAACAACUAAACUCAUCGCGGGGACGUGUUGAGGAGGUACAUGCCUCCCGAAAAUUGCAGCCCGCGGACAAAGAUACAAGAGUGCAGUUAGAAGCAAUGAAGCAAGAGCUUAGUCGUGAGAAGAAAGUAAGAGACAAUCUUCACUCGCAAUUGCACACAACGCAAGACUCAAAUUCUGAGUUAGUCCUUGUGGUGAAGGAUCUUGAGGAUUUGUUGGAGAAGAAAAAUAAGGAAAUUUCUGAUCUUUCAAGCAAGUUAGAAACUGAAAAGAAUUCCAAACUAAUGGGGAAAUUUUCCAUACAUGACACAGAUGAGGAUGACACCCAUAAUUCACUGGAAACUAAGAAGCAGACACAUGCCCAGGAGGUAGAGUCAUUGAAGCAGAAGCUCCGAGAACUUUUGACUGAAAUGGACACACACGAGAAGGAGAGGGAAGAACAAGAUGCGCAUAUUAAACGUCUCACCUUGGACUAUGACCUUUUGAAGAAGAAAAACUAUGACCUUUCUCUGAAGUUGGAUCGAAACCAGGGAAAGCUACGAACAGAGAUGGAAAAUGAGCGUGCAGGUUAUAUUGCAACCAUAAAAGAACUUGAAUCUCAAGUGAAGAGAUCAGAAGAAACAAUUGAGAAGCAAGCUCAUGAAUUCGCAGAAUGUUUGAUCUCAAUUCAGGAACUGGAAAAUGAGGUCAAGUGUUUGGAGAUGGAACUGGAGAAGCAGGCCAAGGGAUUUGAAGAUAAACUGGAGGAUCUGGCGUAUGCCAAAAAUGAGCAAGAACACAGAGCCACCGAAGCAGAAGAAGCAUUGAGAAAGACAAGGGAGAACAGUGCUGCUACGGCUGAGCGUCUACAAGAUGAAUUAAGAAAGCUUUCUGUGGAAACGACAUCUAAGGUUGAUGAGAAUGAGAAGCAGACCACCAAAGCACGGGCAGAGGCUAAUGACCUUCGCGUGCAGAACAGGGUUCUGGAUGAGAUGCUUCAGAAAUCCAAUGAACGGUUAGAACUUAUCAAGGUCCAGAUUGAUGUGAAAGCAAAGCAUGUAGAGGAGAUCUCCUCAGAACUAGAAAACAAGAAGAAGCAGCUUGAAUGUGCCGAACUGCAUAAGGAAGAAAAGCAUGAAGCUCUCACAAUGAAAAUACAAAUGCUCAAAGCUGAGAUAGAAAGGCUCACAGAAGAGAACUCUAACGUUACAAAACAAGAGGAAGAAAAAUUAAGAGGAGAUUUGGAUCAAAUGAAGAAACUAAUUGCUGAAAAUCAUUUGCUCAUCCAGAAUUUGAAUGUUGAAAAGCAUAAUUUGGAGAGAAGAUUUGCUUCAUCAAAGCAGGAAUCAUUGAAAAUGCAUGAAGAGCUUACUAACAUGAGAUCCUUGAAAGAUGAGAAGGAGACAACAAUCACUCAUCUCAAGUCAGAAGUAGACAAGUUGCGGACCCAGUACAAUGAGUCAGAGAACACAUUGCGUAAGGAAGCAUUGGAAAAGGAAAACCUGAGUAAGCAAAUACUUCAAUUACAGGCUGGGUUAAAGAAGGAAGGAAGAAUCAGCACUGCAGAGAAGAAGCUUAAAAAAUACAAUGGACAAGCUGCUAUAUCUAGUAAUAACCAAAGGAAGUCUGAAGAUUCAUCGGAGAGGGAGCAUAAUCAUAAGGACUUGCUGACGGAGUUGACACUACUGAAAGAAAGAAACGCAUCCAUGGAAAAAGAACUGAAGGAGAUGGAAGAGAGAUAUUCAGAGGUAAGUCUCAGAUUUGCAGAGGUUGAAGGUGAAAGACAACAACUUGUCAUGACUGUGCGUAACCUCAGAAGCAAUAAAAGGAACUAGCACACUGAGCUGUUUCACUUAGGUUUGUACAGAAUGCAUAGUGAAGCAGGUUACGUUGAGGUGCUGAGCACUGGAGCAAAAAUACAGGUGGGACUAUACAGAGACGAUUGUCAAGAAACAUGUAUACGAAUUAGACAAUUCUUCCUCAUGGCUCUCCAAUCAAAUGUAAUACAGAAUCACCGGAAAUAAAAUCUAGCAAAUUAGUACAUUACUUUGUAUCAAGCUAGCUCUACUCAUUUAAUUAUGAUAACUUGUUCG
Messenger RNA from Argentina anserina (silverweed cinquefoil), 3446 nucleotides. RefSeq lists its product as uncharacterized. The record is from RefSeq and is a predicted model, not a curated record. NCBI's taxonomy places the organism in Eukaryota, Viridiplantae, Streptophyta, Magnoliopsida, Rosales, Rosaceae. The transcript has 7 exons. Bases 462 to 3188 code for a protein of 908 amino acids.